Orycteropus afer afer is the source of this 510-nucleotide messenger RNA. The record is from RefSeq and is a predicted model, not a curated record. Lineage: Eukaryota; Metazoa; Chordata; Mammalia; Tubulidentata; Orycteropodidae.
AUGCUUUUUCAGGGAUCAUUGUCAUUUAAGGAUGUUUCUGUGGACUUCACAUGGGACGAGUGGCAGCUACUGAACUCUGCUCAAAAGAGUUUGUAUAGAAAUGUGAUGCUGGAGAACUUUAGCAGCCUUGUAUCACUGGUGAAUGUGGCAAAGCCUUCCGAGAAAAGUCAAGUUUCAGUGAUCAUCAGAGGGUUCAUUCAGGAGAGAAACCCUAUGGAUGCGUUGAAUGUGAUAAAGCCUUCAGUGGGAAGUCACUCCUUAUUAGACAUCAGAAAACUCAUUCUGGUGAAAAACCCUAUGGAUGUAAUGAAUGCGCGGCGCGAAUACCCUUCAACCUUCUCUGGUACGCACACGGAGUGCGGAUACAUCCCAGGACCGGGACUUGCCGCGUCAGAGACCGACGCUGCAAACCGCUCCAGGCUCCGCUCUAGCCGCCGAUCUCGGUGGGUGUCGCCUCCGGCCAAUCGCAGAGAGCCCACGCCAGCUUGCCCCGCCCCGCGGAUCAGCUGA